Molecule: messenger RNA, 1674 nt
Organism: Melanaphis sacchari
Lineage: Eukaryota; Metazoa; Arthropoda; Insecta; Hemiptera; Aphididae
Product: piggyBac transposable element-derived protein 2-like
Exons: 3
Coding region: 1-1674 (557 amino acids)
Source: RefSeq, a predicted model, not a curated record
AUGGCUUUAAACGAUUUUGAAAUAACUGCAUUAUUAACUGAAUGGGAAAAAAGUGAAGAUGAAUUUGAACAUUCUGAAGAUGAAAAUGAUUUAGAUAGUAAUAAGGUACAAAAUACAUUUGAAAACGUUAGUAAUGUAGAAUUUAUUGAUAUCAAUAAUUUGCCUAUUGAAAUAGCUAAUAUAAACGGCGAUAGGGCUUUGAGAUCUCAUAACAAUGUUACUAGUCAUUUUAUUCCUACUAUUUCGCAAUCUCAAACCAGUUCCCAGGGACAAGCGCCAUCUCCUAAUAUUAAUCCUCCUAUUCCUGCUAACAUAUGUAUAUCUAAAGUUCAACAACCUCAGAAACCAGUAAACUUAAAAUGGAAGAAAGUGUGCCAUGUACCAAAUGUGAGGGAUUAUUGGAGUGAUCAAUUGGGCUUCCCUCCAAUUUAUGAAGCAAUGAGUCAAAAAAGAUUUGAGCAAAUUAGACAGUUUUUGCAUUUUAAUAAUAAUGAAACAAUGUUACCUAAGGAUCAUAUAAAUAAUGAUAGGCUACACAAAAUCAGACCACUUGUUGACUAUCUAAAUGCUAAAUUUAGUAGCAUUCCGUAUCGUAGAGACUUAGCACUGGACGAACAGUUAUGUGCUACCAAAGCCAGAAAUUAUUUAAAACAAUACCUUCCUAUGAAACCUCACAAGUGGGGAUAUAAACUGUAUGUACUUAGUGACUCCAAAGGAUUUUCUUAUAAAUUCGAAAUCUAUACAGGGCAAGAAAAUCAAGAAAGAUUUCGUUUACAAAAUGAGCAAGAUUUAGGCUCUAGUGCAAAUGUAGUGAUAAGGCUAACUCGUGAAGUUCCUACAAACGAAAAUUAUAGAGUUUACUUUGAUAAUUAUUAUACAAGCGUUCCUCUAAUGGCAGCAUUAUAUCAUAAAGGGAUAUUGAGUGUAGGUACUGUAAGACGUAAUAGAAUUCCAAAUUGUAAAUUGCCGGACGAAAAAUGUUUUAAAAAACAAAUUCGUGGUACGUCUUAUGAAUAUAUAACAUCUUACAAAGGAGCUCCGAUAAGUAACGUUAUAUGGAAAGACAAUAAAUUAGUAACUUUAAUGUCAACAUACUGUGGUGUUGAGCCUAAAUCAACAAUUAAACGUUUUGAAAAAAAGACUAAAAACAAAACGACGAUUGAAUGUCCUUUUAUAAUAAAAGAGUAUAAUCGCUUUAUGGGAGGUGUUGAUACAUUAGAUAGCUUAAUUGGUCGAAACAAAAUUAAAAUGAGAUCUCGAAAAUGGUUUAUACGGUUAUGGUAUCAUUUACUUGAUUUAACUACAGUAAAUUCGUGGUUAUUAUACAAACGCACAAGAGAAGAAUUAAAGGAACCUAUUAAGUAUACAUUAGCGGACUGGAGAAAAGAAUUGGCAUUUUGUUUAACCAAAACCGGUGUUGUAAGAAAGAGUCGUGGACGCCCUUCAUUACUUGAAGGAGAACUUCAAAAUGUAAAAAUAAGAAGACCUACCACUUCUACUCCAAAAGAUGUAAGACAAGAUAUGCUAGGCCAUUGGCCAAGAUUUCAAGAUAAAAAAGGACGAUGCAAAAUUCCUUACUGCACUGGUACUACAUUUUGGAUGUGUUCGAAGUGUAAACAAUAUUUAUGUCAGACCAAAGACAAGCAGUGCUUUGAAAAUUACCAUGUAGCAUAA